Messenger RNA from Stereum hirsutum FP-91666 SS1, 1890 nucleotides. RefSeq names its product DNA photolyase. Gene Ontology annotation, biological process: entrainment of circadian clock by photoperiod; circadian regulation of gene expression. Lineage: Eukaryota; Fungi; Basidiomycota; Agaricomycetes; Russulales; Stereaceae. The transcript has 3 exons. Gene Ontology annotation, cellular component: cytoplasm; nucleus. The coding region runs from base 1 to 1890 and encodes 629 amino acids. The record is from RefSeq and is a predicted model, not a curated record. Gene Ontology annotation, molecular function: DNA binding; FAD binding.
AUGCCCAAGCCGCGCGUUCUCUACUGGUUUCGAACCGACCUUCGUGUCCACGACUCGCCUGCUCUCCAUGCUGCCCUCCAACUCAACCCUGAAUGUCUCUAUCCAGUCUGGUGCUGGGACCCCCACUAUGUCCUCCAAGCUCGCGUCGGACCCAACCGCUGGCAGUUUCUUCUUGACUGCCAAAACGACCUUUCUCAGACUCUGAAGCGGCUCAACACGAAGCAAAGGCUUCUCGUUCUUCGCGAGGCGCCGCAGACAUUGUUGCCCCGCUUGUGUCGUGACUGGAAGAUCACGCAUCUUGUCUUUGAGGAGGAUACAGAUUCGUAUGCGUUGGAAAGAGACAUAGAUGUGGAAGCAAAGGUUCGAGAGGCUGGUGUUGAAGUCGUCAAAGCGGUUGGAAGGACAUUAUGGGACCCGAAGGAAGUGGUAGAGAAGAAUGGUGGGCAGGCUACAAUGACCUUGAACGCGCUGAUGAAGAUUACUGCCAAACUUGCAACUCCAGCUUCGCCACUUCCUACGCCAACCUCGUUACCAAACCCUGGCAAUUUCACCCUCUCAGUCGCCAACGAACAACCACCAGGAAGCCUAAGUGAUGAAUUUUCAAUCCCGACACUCGCAGAGCUCGGAAUUCCAGCUUCUGCCGUGACGACGCCACAUCGCGGUGGCGAGUCUCUAGCGCUGAAGAACCUCCAGACUCUUUUGAGCGAUAAAACCUAUAUAGCGACCUUCGAGAAGCCCAAAACCGCGCCAACUGCUUUUGAGCCAGCUGCCACAACCAUUCUCUCGCCGCACCUCCACUUCGGAUCGCUGAGCGUUCGAAAGUUUCACUUCGAAGUCCAACGAAUUAUUGCCGAAUACUCUGAAAGCAGAAAAGCUUCUACGCCUCCUGCCAAUCUGCCUGGACAGCUCUACUUUCGUGAGAUGUACUUCUGCGCUCAAUACGCCAUCGGCCAUCCAUUUUCCCAAAUUGCAGGAAACUCAGUCGCACGGUACAUACCUUGGCACCUCCCUUCAACCAUCCCUUAUUCCCCCACAACACCCUACACGAUCGACUCUCCCCUCGCUCACCGAUGGUUCUUUCGCUGGGCCUGGGGAAUUACUGGCUUCCCCUUCGUCGACGCUCUCAUGCGCCAACUCCGUCAAGAAGGCUGGAUCCACCAUCUCGGACGGCAUAUGGUCGCUUGCUUUCUCACCCGCGGCGGGGCCUACAUCUCUUGGGAGCGCGGUGCCGAAAUCUUCGAAGAGCUUUUGAUAGACCACGAGCCGGCUUCGAAUGCUGGCAACUGGAUGUGGUUGAGUUGCACGGCGUUCUUCUCCCAAUACUACCGAUGCUAUUCGCCGGUAGCGUUCGGGAAGAAAUGGGAUCCACAAGGAAUCUUCGUCAGGCGUUACAUUCCGGAGUUGAAGGAUUUCCCUGACAAGUGGGUAUAUGAGCCGCAUUUAGCGCCAGAGAGCGGUCAGAGAAAAGCAGGCUGCUUGGUGUUGUCGUUCGAGGACGCAGAUGAAGAUGGGAGGUCGAUACUGCCGGACUUAACUGUGGCUCACGCACGACCGCCACCUCCGAGAAAUGGACUUCUACCACUCAAGAGACCUCUGACCGGCGAGCGAUACUAUCCAGCGCCCAUGUUCGACUUUCCUCAGAGGCGGGAUAUAUGCAUGGCGAAGAUGAAGACCGCCUAUGGAGCCAAGGUGAACGGAGACGAUCCUUGCGUGUUGGACGGGACGGGACGGGAUAUCGUGUUCGGGGGGACAAAGUUGCCAGAGGACGAAGGGGACGGAGGAGACGCUGAACGCGCCAAUCAACAUGAGCUGAAGAGGAAAAGACAGAUAGAUGAAGACAGUGGGCAGACUGCCCUGGACGUUUGGGUUAAGAAGGGUAGAGGGAACUGA